Lecanosticta acicola is the source of this 1093-nucleotide messenger RNA. Lineage: Eukaryota; Fungi; Ascomycota; Dothideomycetes; Mycosphaerellales; Mycosphaerellaceae. The record is from the annotation of a GenBank genome assembly.
AUGGAGGCCGACGAACACGACCACGACAGCACCUUUGGCGGUGACCGCGAGUCGCUCGCCAGCAGCAGCACCUCCCUCCGUUCCGCCGUCACCAAGUACCAGUUCGAGCACGGCAGGAGGUACCAUGGCUACCAGGCCGGCAAGUACCUCUUCACCAACGAUGAGCAAGAGCAGGAGCGUAUGGACAUCGAGCAUCACAAUCAGAAGCUGCAGAUGGACGGCAAGCUGUUCCUGUGCCCACUCGUGGAACAUCCCACCGAGAUCUUGGAGCUGGGCUGUGGUACCGGCAUCUGGUGUAUAGAAAUGGCCGACCACUAUCCCAACUGCCAGCUGCUCGGCACCGAUCUCAGUCCAGUGCAGUAUGUGUCGUGUGCAAAGCAAGUAGACAUCAUGUGCUGAAGACUCACGCUUCAUCCAGGCCCAGCUGGGUUCCUCCCAACUGCAAAUUCGAAAUCGACGACUUCGACCAGGAAUGGACGUUUGGCAGCAACCGCUUCGACAUGAUCCAGCAUCGUUUCCUCAUCGGAUCCGUCGCCAACUGGCCCGAGUUGUACAAGCGCGCAUUCGAUGCUCUCAAACCGGGCGGAAGUCUGCAGUCCGUCGAGAUGCAGAUUGACAUCUUUUGCGACGACGAUACUCUACGCGAGGACGCUGCGUUAAGGCAAUGGACGAGCCUGAUGCAUGAAGCGUUCGGCAAGAUGGGGAGGAGAUUUCCAAAGGCGGAGGAAUACAAGCAGUGGAUGCAAGACGCCGGCUUCGAAAACGUAAAUCUUCGGGUUACCAAGCGGCCAAUGAACGACUGGCCCAAAGAUCCCAAGAUGAAGGAGAUUGGGAGGUAUUGCUGUCUCAACUGGCUCGAAGGUCUCGAGGGCUUCACCCUCGCAGCCUUCACUCGUGUGUUGGGCUGGAAACCGGACGAGGUUCGGAUUCUGCUUGCCCAAAUGCGUAAGGAAUCCGUGGCACGGCGUAUCCAUUCGUACCACAAAGGGUAAGCACAUAUGUGACAAUGAUUUUUGUGUGUGUUGUGGAAGCUGACAUGUUCUGUAGACUUACCUGCUGGGGCACAAAGCCUCUGAUUAAUUAUCAGAGCUGA